Messenger RNA from Gossypium raimondii (Peruvian cotton), 723 nucleotides. RefSeq lists its product as uncharacterized. Gene Ontology annotation, biological process: mRNA splicing, via spliceosome. Bases 156 to 419 code for a protein of 87 amino acids. The record is from RefSeq and is a predicted model, not a curated record. Lineage: Eukaryota; Viridiplantae; Streptophyta; Magnoliopsida; Malvales; Malvaceae. Gene Ontology annotation, cellular component: U2 snRNP; precatalytic spliceosome. The transcript is spliced from 4 exons.
UAACUGAUAAAGUAGAGGAUGAAAUUUAUAUUAAAUAUUUUCUUUUUACCUAUUCGGGUCGGGUAGUGUGGGUACUUUAUAUAUAUUUCUCUCCCUAUAGGUCAUUUACUCGGAAUUUCUCUCUCAUUUCUGGUCUCAAGAGCUUCGAAAAGAAGAUGCAGGCAAGCGAUAGGUUUAACAUCAAUUCCCAGCUCGAGCAUCUCCAAGCCAAAUACGUUGGAACUGGCCAUGCUGAUCUCAACCGAUUUGAAUGGGCGGUUAAUAUUCAACGCGAUAGCUACGCAUCAUAUAUAGGGCAUUACCCGAUGUUGGCUUACUUCGCUGUGGCUGAAAAUGAAUCCAUUGGAAGAGAGCGCUACAACUUCAUGCAGAAAAUGCUUCUGCCUUGUGGUCUGCCUCCAGAAAGAGAAGAUGAUUAAGAACUACUGGUUGGGCUGUGAAGUGAAAUGUUAGGAAUUCUAAGCUUUCCCAUCAGGCUAGAGAUUUUCUUAAUUGAAUAUCCCUCGAAUAUUGUGUUUAUCUUGAACUUGAAAUAUGGAGCUUAUGUCAUAGUGGUAUCAUUGUAACCUCAACUUUAUCCCUAGCAAGAUUUGUUCAAUUGUAGUACGUAUUUAGUUCUUAAAAUGAGCCUACUCAUCUUGCUGAAUGUGUCUGCUACUACAGAAUAUCUUGAACAGUUCUUUUAAAAUUUUUGAUUGUGUAGUGUCAAGGUUUGUUUGUUUC